This is a messenger RNA of Gavia stellata (red-throated loon), 3591 nucleotides long. RefSeq names its product exportin 4 (gene XPO4). Bases 1 to 3465 code for a protein of 1154 amino acids. Lineage: Eukaryota; Metazoa; Chordata; Aves; Gaviiformes; Gaviidae. Gene Ontology annotation, biological process: protein export from nucleus. The transcript is spliced from 23 exons. The record is from RefSeq and is a predicted model, not a curated record. Gene Ontology annotation, molecular function: nuclear export signal receptor activity. Gene Ontology annotation, cellular component: cytoplasm; nuclear pore.
AUGAUGGCGGCGGCCGUGGCGGCGGGGGGGGCCCCCGAGGUGAUCGCCCAGCUGGAGAACGCGGCCAAAGUGCUGAUGGCACCACCUUCCAUGGUCAACAAUGAACAACGCCAACAUGCUGAGCACAUAUUUUUAUCAUUUAGAAAAUCAAAAUCACCAUUUGCUGUUUGCAAACACAUUUUGGAAACUAGUAAAGUGGACUAUGUCCUUUUUCAAGCUGCUACAGCGAUAAUGGAAGCAGUUGUAAGAGAAUGGAUUCUCUUGGAAAAAACUAGCAUCGAGUCACUGCGAACAUUCCUUCUAACCUAUGUCUUACAAAGGCCUAACCUUCAAAAGUAUGUUCGGGAGCAGAUUCUAUUAGCAGUAGCGGUGAUAGUGAAACGGGGAUCAUUAGACAAAUCAAUUGACUGCAAAAGCAUUUUUCAUGAAGUCAGCCAGUUGAUCAGCAGCGGUAACCCCACUGUGCAAACUUUGGCCUGUUCCAUUUUAACGGCGUUGUUGAGUGAGUUCUCAAGUUCAAGUAAAACCAGCAACAUUGGACUAAGCAUGGAGUUCCAUGGUAACUGUAAACGUAUAUUUCAGGAGGACGAUCUGCGGCAGAUCUUCAUGCUCACAGUAGAGGUACUUCAGGAAUUCAGCAGACGUGAAAACCUCAAUGCUCAGAUGUCUUCAGUGUUUCAGCGUUAUCUUGCACUAGCCAAUCAGGUCUUAAGCUGGAACUUCCUUCCUCCAAAUUUGGGCAGACAUUAUAUAGCUAUGUUUGAAUCCUCACAAAAUGUGAUGCUAAAGCCAACAGAAUCCUGGCGUGAGACCCUCCUGGACAGCAGAGUUAUGGAGCUUUUCUUUACAGUACAUCGAAAAAUCAGAGAAGAUACAGAUAUGGCCCAAGAUUCAUUACAGUGUCUGGCACAGCUGGCAUCUUUGCACGGGCCAGUCUUUCCUGAUGAAGGUUCACAAGUUGAUUACCUGGCACACUUCAUUGAGGGAUUACUGAAUACUAUCAAUGGAAUUGAAAUAGAAGACUCUGAAGCAGUGGGAAUUUCCAGUAUUAUCAGCAACCUGAUAACCGUGUUUCCUCGCAAUAUUUUAACUGCCAUUCCAAAUGAACUUUUCUCUUCAUUUGUUAACUGCCUUGCACACCUCACUUGUUCUUUUGGAAGAAGUGCUGCCUUGGAAGAAGUGCUUGACAAAGAUGACAUGGUAUAUAUGGAAGCGUAUGAUAAGUUGCUGGAAUCUUGGCUUACUUUGGUACAAGAUGACAAACAUUUCCAUAAAGGUUUCUUUACCCAACAUGCUGUUCAGGUCUUUAAUUCCUACAUUCAGUGCCAUCUAGCUGCUCCUGAUGGUACAAGGAAUUUGACUGCUAACGGUGUGGCCUCUCGGGAAGAAGAAGAAAUAAGUGAACUGCAGGAAGAUGACAGAGACCAGUUCUGUGACCAGUUGGCGAGCGUAGGCAUGCUGGGGAGAAUUGCUGCAGAACACUGUAUACCUCUUCUUACAAGUUUAUUAGAAGACCGAGUGACAAGGCUCCACGGUCAGUUGCAAAGACAUCAGCAGCAGUUACUUGCCUCACCAGCAUCAGGCUCAAUUGACAAUAAAGUGCUUGAUGACCUGUAUGAGGAUAUUCAUUGGCUUAUUUUAGUCACAGGCUACCUCUUGGCUAAUGAUACUCAGGGAGAGACGCCACUAAUACCUCCAGAAGUAAUGGAAUAUUCCAUUAAACAUUCAGCUGAGGUUGACAUCAAUACCACACUUCAGAUUCUGGGAUCUCCAGGAGAAAAGGCCUCUUCCAUCCCAGGGUAUAACAGAACUGAUUCUGUAAUUAGGUUGUUAUCUGCUAUUUUAAGAGUGUCAGAAGUAGAAUCUAGAGCAAUAAGAGCCAAUCUCACGCACCUCCUGAGCCCCCAGAUGGGCAAAGAUAUUGUAUGGUUUCUCAAGCGUUGGGCAAAGACUUACCUCCUAGUAGAUGAAAAGCUGUAUGAGCAGAUAAGUCUGCCAUUUAGUACAGCAUUUGGUGCUGAUACAGAGGGUUCCCAGUGGAUUGUGGGUUACCUUUUAGAAAAAGUGAUCAGUAACCUGGCAGUGUGGAGUUCAGAGCAGGACCUUGCAAAUGAUACUGUACAACUGCUAGUAACAUUAGUGGAAAGGAGAGAGCGGGCAAACUUAGUUAUUCAGUGUGAAAACUGGUGGAAUUUAGCUAAACAAUUUGCAAGGCGAAGCCCUCCUCUUCACUAUUUGUCCAGUUCUGUGCAGAGAACACUAAUGAAAGCUUUAGUUUUAGGAGGUUUUGCUCACAUGGAUACAGAAACAAAGCAACAAUACUGGACAGAGGUUCUUCAGCCACUUCAGCAGCGAUUCUUGAAUGUGAUAAACCAAGAAAACUUUCAGCAGAUCUGUCAGGAGGAGGAAGUGAAACAGGAAAUCACUGCUACAUUAGAAGCACUCUGUGGCAUUGCUGAGGCUACCCAGAUUGAUAACGUAGCAAUUCUCUUCAAUUUCCUAAUGGACUUCCUUAAUAAUUGCAUUGGAUUAAUGGAAGUAUACAAGAACACACCAGAGACUGUUAAUCUCAUAAUAGAAGUCUUUGUUGAAGUUGCACAUAAACAAAUUUGCUAUCUUGGAGAGGCCAAAGCCAUGAACUUGUAUGAGGCCUGCCUAACUCUGCUCCAGGUGUAUUCCAAGAAUAAUCUAGGUCGACAACGGAUAGAUGUUACAGCAGAAGAAGACCAGUACCAGGAUCUCCUUCUUAUUAUGGAGCUUCUCACUAAUCUUCUAUCAAAAGAAUUCAUAGAUUUCAGUGAUACAGAUGAAGUAUUUAGAGGACAUGAGCCUGGGCAAGCUACAAAUAGAUCUGUAUCAGCAGCAGAUGUUGUCUUAUAUGGGGUUAAUCUAGUUCUGCCUCUAAUGUCUCAGGACCUGCUGAAGUUUCCAUCCCUGUGUAAUCAAUAUUACAAACUAAUCACUUUCAUCUGUGAGAUAUUCCCUGAGAAAAUUCCACAACUUCCAGAGGACCUCUUUAAGAGCCUAAUGUACUCACUGGAGUUAGGGAUGUCAUCAAUGAGUUCAGAGGUUUGCCAGCUUUGUCUGGAGGCUGUAACACCAUUAGCAGAACAGUGUGCAAAAGCACAAGAAACAGAUUCAACCCUUUUUCUAGCAACAAGGCACUUUCUUAAGAUGGUCUUUGAUAUGCUGGUACUUCAGAAGCACAAUACAGAAAUGACAACUGCAGCAGGUGAAGCAUUCUACACAUUAGUGUGUUUGCAUCAGGCUGAAUAUUCAGAGCUAGUUGAAACAUUGCUAUCAACUCAGCAAGAUCCAGUUAUUUACCAGCGGUUAGCAGAUGCCUUCAACAAGCUUACUGCAAGCAGCACUCCUCCUACACUGGACCGUAAGCAGAAGAUGGCCUUCUUAAAGAGUUUAGAAGAAUUUAUGGCAAAUGUUGGUGGACUUCUCUGUGUAAAAUAAACAACAAAACUCUAUGCCUAAUUUAGACCCUUUCUGCAAAAUGCACUGAGAAAUGCUGAAUGCUGACUAAAUCUUGUACCUGUCUCUGGGUUCUUUGCAGCCAUCUCAGAUUCUAGAGAGCCUGGA